Messenger RNA from Cutaneotrichosporon oleaginosum, 757 nucleotides. RefSeq lists its product as uncharacterized. Lineage: Eukaryota; Fungi; Basidiomycota; Tremellomycetes; Trichosporonales; Trichosporonaceae. The record is from RefSeq and is a predicted model, not a curated record.
CACGACCGACAGCGCCCGUCGCCUAUUUGUAUCUCCUGGUGCUCCCAUGCUUUCCCAUUAAUCACACAAUGCUCUUCACGUCGCUCCUCACCACAGCGCUCGCUGCCACCGCUGUCCGCGCGGCUGGUGCCGCCAGCAAUGCGCUCGAACUCAUGAACACGACUGCCGCCGGCAGCCAGAUUACUUGGCCUACCGCGGACACCACUAUCCCCCUCAACGGCACCGUCUACGUGAAAUGGGACUGGAAGGAAGAGUCCUCGCCCAAGCUGAUGGUCCUUCUUACGAACAAGAACACUACUGUCUUCCACGCGGCCGGCCACGCGCCGGACGCGACGACCGGCCUGGGCGGGAAAGGCCUGUACGACACAAAGGAGUCUGUACUCGCCAAUGAAACCAGCGUAAGUUUCGGUCCAAUGAAGCCACCCGGAGACACGGGCAUCAAGGCAGGGCCGGGGUACCGCGUCGUACUCGGCUGGCAGAACAACGGUGCGGACGCACAGACCAAACCCUACAUGUUCCUUGCGUCUCCCGAAUUUACUGUGGGACCGAAGGGCGCGCAGCAACUGCCGGAGGGUGUCAAGCCGUGGGAUGCCAAGCCUGCCAGUGCUGUGCGUGCGAGCGCUCCUGUUGUGAUGGGUGCGGUUGUCGCUAUCGCCAUCGCUGCUAUCGUGUAAUCACAAUAUGUAUGAUAUUGCAGCUGGGAAGUUCUUGCAGGUUGAUCGCCGAACGUAUUCUGCAGUGGAUCGCAGUCCAGACC